Epinephelus moara (kelp grouper) is the source of this 4673-nucleotide messenger RNA. RefSeq names its product alpha-2-macroglobulin-like. NCBI's taxonomy places the organism in Eukaryota, Metazoa, Chordata, Actinopteri, Perciformes, Serranidae. Bases 66 to 4454 code for a protein of 1462 amino acids. The transcript has 36 exons. The record is from RefSeq and is a predicted model, not a curated record. Gene Ontology annotation, cellular component: extracellular region. Gene Ontology annotation, molecular function: endopeptidase inhibitor activity.
GGUUUCUCAGUCAGAGGCUAUUUAACAGUUGCUGACUCAGGGCUCAGCACACAUCUCAGUCAGUCAUGGGUCGUCCUGGGAUUCAGAUGUGGACAUGGACACUUUGUGUCGUCUUGAGCUGGGCGGGCCUGGGUCAAGCCGUGGCAGGACCGCAGUACAUGGUGGCCAUCCCUGCAGUUCUUGAAGCCGGAGCUGAGACUAAGUUCUGUGCAAGUCUCCUGCAGCCCAACGAGACCCUGGUCAUGACCGUUACUCUGAUGUCCCAAGAGGCAAACACGACCCUCCUCAAGCAGACGUCCAGUCAAGAAUUUCAUCUCUGCACUGACUUUCAGGUUCCUUUAGUACAGGAACAAACGGUACAGAUGUUCGAGGUGGACGUACAUGGCGACACAUUUCACUCAAGAGAAUUCAGGAAAGUCAUGAUCAAAGUCCAUAAACCAAUGACAUUCGUCCAAACAGACAAACCACUCUACCUCCCUGGACAAACAGUGAAUUUCAGAGUAGUCACACUGGACACCAAGUUCAGACCUGCCAAUCAGCUGUACAAUAUCAUCGAAAUUGAGGAUCCCAACAACAACAGGAUUGGACAGUGGCUGAAUGAAACAUCCGAUAGUAAGAUAUUGCAGCUCUCUUACGCCUUAAACUCCGAGGCCCCUGAAGGAACCUUCCACGUAAUUGUCACCAUUGGGUUAGAGAAGAUACGUCACAACUUUAAGGUGGAGAAAUAUGUUUUGCCUAAAUUUGACGUCAAAAUAGACGCACCUGGUGAAGUCAGUAUUGAUCAGGAAGAAAUCAAAGCUGAAGUAUGUGCGAUGUAUACAUACGGACAACCUGUGCCUGGUGAUGUCAGCGUUGAGGUGUGCCGACCUCUCAGUCGCUAUGGUCAUAGGUCUUUCAUCUCCCUUGACAAUCCAGAGGGAGUGCCUGAUGUAAAGGCCCCGUGCUAUAACGAGAUAAAGCAGACGGACAAGAAAGGCUGUGCCACUUUUACCUUCCCGAUGUCAACUUUCACAAAACGUGCACAGAAGGUGCUGCGAGAUUCACUGACGUUCAGCGCCAAAGUGGAAGAGGAGGGGACAGGUACUACACACUCACAAGGGAAGGAAAUGACGAUUACAUAUGUGGUUGGAAGGCUGUCCUUCAUCGACACACCCAAGAUUUUUGACGAAGGAGCAAAUGUGGAAGGAAAAGUGAAAGCAGUUCAUUACAAUAAUACACCUGUUCCUGACAUGGCCGUGUACCUGCUUGAAGGUGAAAGGUGGUCAGCACGUCGCAUAGAGAAUCUCACAACUAACAGCGAUGGUAUCGCCACUUUCUCAUUUAAUACAGCUAACCUUAAACGGGACAUCAAAUUACAUGUUAGCAACACACCGACACUGAGCUACGCUGGUUAUAGAACGCCGUACUAUGAGAGUGGAGAACACACGGUGUCUAUGACCCAACUUCCUUCUGAUGAUACUAAAACAGUCAGCUACCUGGAGGUGAAGAAGAGGGAUAAAGCACUGCCCUGUGACGAAGAACAAGACAUCUCCAUCCAUUACACCAUAGUUGGAGAGGCUCAAGGCUCUGCGAAUGUGAUGUAUCUGGUCUUGUCCAGAGGAUCCAUUGUCAUGUUCGGAGAUCAGAAGGUUGAAGUUCAGGACAAAUUAGUGAAUGAGGGUGACAUGUCCUUUAAGCUGAAAGUGUCUCCAGACAUGACACCAGAUGUCCAGGUUGUGGCUUAUGCCAUCCUCCCCAGCGAGACUGUGAUCGCCAACAGCGCUGAUUUCUCCACUGAGAAAUGCUUUAGUCACAAGGUGUCCCUGGAGUUUUCUCCAUCCUCAGCUGUCCCAGGAGAGGAGACCACCCUGCACUUGACGGCCCAGCCAGACUCUCUGUGUGGUGUGAGCGCUGUUGACCAGAGUGUCCUCAUCAAGGAGCCUGGGAAGACUCUGAACGCAGACAAGAUAUUUGGCUUGUUGCCCGUCAACAAAGUUUCCUAUAUUCCAUAUCAAGUUCAAGAUCCUGUAGAGUGCAUGCAUGUGAGACCCAGAAGAUACGUCCUACCAUACCCUGAAAAUGAGAGAGACGAUGCUUAUACAGUUCUCCAGAAUGUGGGGCUGAAGAUGGCGACGAACUUGGUUAUCCGCGUGCCUACAUGUCUCAAGUACAGGGGAAGAGAAUACCACCAGGGCCACCACUAUGGUUAUGCUAUUGAAUAUGAUGCUGCUCCUGGAGUAGCCAGAAUGAGGACACCUGUGUUGAUGUCAGGGUCAAGCGGUCCUGGUGCAGGAGGUGGUGGACGCUACCAAAUUGAAGAUACACCAAUAGAGACGGUCCGCACUUUCUUCCCCGAGACCUGGAUAUGGGACUUGGUGGAAGUUGGAGAGUCUGGAGCGAAGGAUGUGUCCCUCACUGUCCCGGACACCAUUACCACCUGGGAGACGGAGGCUUUCUGUCUGUCCCCUCUGGGUUUUGGCUUGGCUCCUCGUAAAGAGAUCACCGUCUUCCAGCCUUUCUUCCUCGAGCUCAGUCUGCCUUACUCCAUCAUCCGAGGGGAGAACUUUGAACUGAAGGCAACCACCUUCAACUACCUGUCCAACUGCAUCAUGGUCAGUGUGACUCCCACCCUCUCCUUGGAUUACAACCUUACCCCCCUCUCUGACGAGUACACAUCCUGUUUGUGCGGCGGUGAGCGCAAGACCCUCAGCUGGACCAUGGCCCCGUCAGUCUUAGGGGCUGUGAAUGUGUCAGUGACUGCUGAGGCUGUGGCAUCCCACACUUCAUGUGACAAUGAGAUUGUGAGCGUGCCAGAAAGAGGUCGCAUUGACGUGGUCACGCGACCCCUCAUAAUAAAGGCUGAAGGAAUUGAGAAGACAAAGACCUACAACUGGCUGCUCUGUCCAAGAGGAGAGACCUUGACAGAGGAUGCAGACAUUCAACUCCCUGGCGACGUGAUUGAUGGAUCUGCCCGUGCUACGAUAUCAGUCCUGGGUGACAUUUUGGGCCGAGCCAUGAAGAACCUGGAUGGGCUGCUGAAGAUGCCGUAUGGAUGUGGGGAGCAGAACAUGGCGCUCCUGGCCCCCAACAUCUACAUCCUCCAGUACCUGAGAAACACACAGCAGCUGACCCCAGCCAUCAAGGAAAAGGCCACCAACUUCAUGACCAGUGGCUACCAGAGGCAGCUGAACUACAAACAUGACAGCGGUGCUUACAGCACAUUUGGAUCAGGACCAGGCAACACUUGGCUGACUGCAUUUGUGGUGAGAACGUUUGCCAAAGCUCAGUCUUUCAUCUACAUCGACCCAGCAAAAAUUGGAGAGUCUAUGAACUGGCUGAAAAUGAGACAACGUAAAAAUGGCUGCUUCGAACGGUCAGGAAAUCUGUUUAACAACAGGAUGAAGGGUGGUGUGUCUGAUGAAGUGACUCUCAGUGCCUACAUCACUGCUGCCUUCUUGGAGAUGAAUACGUCCACAGAUGAACUUGAGAUGAUGAAGAGCCUGUCUUGUCUCAGGGAGUCUAUCGGUGACCUCAACAACACCUACACUACAGCUCUGCUGGCGUACGUCUUCACCCUGGCAGGAGACAUGGAGACCCGUGCUUACCUACUGAAGCACCUAGACACUGUUGCAAUACAAGAAGGAGGUUUCCUCUACUGGUCUCAGACAGCAACAGAAACAUCAGCCUCUCUGUCUGUGGAGAUCAGCUCCUAUGUGCUGCUGGCCAAACUCAGUGCCUCUCCUUCUACUGAAGAGCUGGGAUACGCCUCCCGUAUCGUCAGAUGGUUGACGGGUCAGCAGAACUAUUACGGAGGUUUCUCUUCCACACAGGACACCGUGGUGGCUCUUCAGGCUCUGGCUCUCUACUCCACUCUGGUGUUCAGUGCAGAGGGUUCAAGCACAGUGACAGUCCAGUCUCCCAGUGGCCAGCUAGCAUUCAGUGUGAAUCAGAACAACAAGCUGCUCUACCAGGAGGAGGUGCUGAAGGACGCCACAGGGAAGUACAGCCUGGCGGUGGAGGGCACUGCAUGUGCUUCAAUGCAGAUUUCUGUUCACUACAACGUCCCAACUCCUACUAAAGUCUCAGCCUUCAGUGUCAAGGUCAAAUCAGAGGCCGACUGCAAAAGCAGCAGACCCAAACUCACUCUGAAGCUCAGGUCCCUAUAUACUGGAAAAGAGACCACGACCAACAUGGUGAUCCUGGAUAUCAAAAUGCUGUCUGGAUUUCUCCCAGACCAAGAGUCUCUGAAGAGACUCAAAGGUGCCCUGCUGGUGGACCGUGUUGAGCAAUCGGACGAUCAUGUUCUGGUGUACAUAGAGGCGUUAACAAAGGACAUACCCAUCAACCACAGCUUAGAUCUCAUACAGCAGGUCCCAGUGAAGAACCUGAAGCCAGCCGUGGUCAAGAUCUACGACUACUACCAGCCAAGUGACCACGAUGAUACAGAAUACACUUACCCUUGUGUUGAAGGUUGAAGAGUGAAGUGUGGUCAGUCCUCCGGCCGUCACUGAUUCCAGUAUAAUUUAAUAAAGAACACAGAUACAUUUUAUGUACCCUAACACCAUGUUUGUUUGUGUAAACACACACAAGGAGUUAACACAUAUUAGCUUGUUCUUCCCCUCACAGCUGUGUCUGGAGUCAAAUUCAUGCUGAACAGACAAUAAAAUAAAGAGAUGUGAAUGUUCCACCUGAAA